This is a messenger RNA of Amoebophrya sp. A120, 1981 nucleotides long. Lineage: Eukaryota; Dinophyceae; Syndiniales; Amoebophryaceae. The record is from the annotation of a GenBank genome assembly.
UUUUAUUGUAUAUUUAUGGUGCGAGUGGGGUUAGAAUUUCUAUUUCUCAUUCUCGACAUCUCAGGAGAAGCACGAACUCGGUAUGUAUCGUUGUAGGAUGUGCUGAUGUGUUGAUGUGGCGCCGUCUGCACUAGCUAUUAAUCACGAGUUCUACGGUGCGAGCUGAAAGUUCCUGCCGCGCGUAUCGCUACCCUUCGCCGCUUCUUGAUUUGAAUGGCAAUAGGCUGAACUACUUCUGCCUAUUUGAAGACUUCUCCCGACGGGGGGGGAAGUAAGUACGUUUUUGCUUGGGAUGAAACUUUGAUCUGGUUUAUGUCCGCAAUGUUGGGUGCUUCUGUGCGAAGUCGGGCAUUUUGUGCGGUUUCGUGGAGGACGAGGAGAGCUCGGGAAAACCGAAAAAGGCUAAGACAUGCGCGCACUUCGAACGUAUGUUACACGCUGUCAUGGACAUGCUGAGACCGGGCGGCAUUCUAGUUUUGCUCCAGGAGCACAAAAGAGCAAUAUCUCGGCUCGCCGAGGUUCGAGGACAUCUUCAUCUGGGCUCGGAGGCAUCGCAACAGGCGCAGCGAAAAGCUGACGGCAGCAGCCUCUCGGAUGAGGUUGCUACCUCAUUGAAGGAUGUCCGGAACCUGGUUGCGGAUCAGGUGCAGCUGUUCCAUGACAUUGUGAAGCCACAGACUUAGGCUGGAGUCUACAUGGAGGCCGAAAUUACGAUGGGAGUUGUCCAACCCAAUGAAGACUUCUCAAAGGAGUCGCUUUUCCCUGGGGUGGUCGUCUACCAGGCGUUAAUCGCGCAAAAGAAGCAAGACCCUGAGGAUUAUGCAGCCCCGGGCUCGUCGUGGUUGGAGCAGAGUGGGUCGAACAGCGAUACGGCGGCAGGAUUCGGUAACCUUUCCUGGAGAACCAGAAUGCCAGAUGAUGGGGCGCUGGAGGAAGUCGCAGUCAGUAACGUGGUCGGGAAAGUCGGAACAAAGGGAUCACGGCGCCCCAAGAAAGGACGAAAUUGAAUUGUUUGCACCCCGUGUCGUGCAGAUUGAAAGCAGCUUCGGUGUCGGCAGAAUCAAUUAGUACAGGGGCGGCGACUACACGUCGUUCAAAUCUCAAAACACAGCUCCAGACCGGAGGCAUGUGGUGAGACAGCUGUCCGUGAGUAAUAUUACUACUCACGGGCAGCUGUCUCUCUUCCUACUUCCACUUAUAUUUAGCCGCAAUUUAUCUACUAUUCAUUCCUUCAUUGAUUCUUCCUUGCUUUAGUGCUUUCAUCGGGCACUGAAAUUGAUGAUGGUGCAGAUGACGACUUCCAGAGGAAAAAAGGGCUCAACUCAUAACGUUGCAUUGUGCUAGCAAUGUUGGUCCUUGCAGCUUGCAUAAAACCGAAAGCGUUGUAAACUAUAUCUAUGUAUAUUGCUUAAACCCGAAUAAAGCGUUGUAAACUAUAAGGAGGAAAACUAGAUGAGUCCAGCUUUUGGUAAAACGCGUUGCGUUUGUUUUUCCCCAAAUAGAAGACACGACAGGUUGCUGCUUUCUUGACUACCCAUACCUGGAUUUUGUUUUUCAGAGGACAAAUACAUUCUUACUGUACAGCAACAUUAGAAGCAUGUCACGUUGUAUUGCUGGAUUUGUUUUCCAGAAGAUACAAAGCUAGAUAUUUAUUUCAGCAUUUCGCGCCACGUAUGAUUUGGAUCUGUUUUCCAGAUUAUACUGCGAAGUUUUGCAUGUCAAGUAACAAGAGCUCCUCACUUUUGUACACAAACUGUUUUUAGAUAGCGGUCACUGUUGACCACGUACUACUGCGCAGUCUAUUAGAGGUCAUUGAAAGUAACUUCUAUUGUGAGUACGGCAGUAGAAUUACGGGGAUGCUGAAAAAUAUGAGGACGAAAUGGCAAAGUCUCUCUGAAGCUGUCUGAUGAAAAAUGGCAAGUCAAAUUCCCAGUGUAUUCCUCAUGCGGAUAAGCAUAAGCUUUCCAAACCUCAUCUUCCG